Molecule: messenger RNA, 2175 nt
Organism: Anopheles coustani
Lineage: Eukaryota; Metazoa; Arthropoda; Insecta; Diptera; Culicidae
Gene: SC35
Product: serine/arginine-rich splicing factor 2
Exons: 5
Coding region: 172-678 (168 amino acids)
Molecular function (GO): RNA binding
Source: RefSeq, a predicted model, not a curated record
CAUCUUCUUUUGAGCAGAAGCGCUUCUGUAAAAGGUGCUCGUAAUCAGGUCGACUAUUUCCGCGUAAUAAAAGUUAUUCUGUUGACAAAGAACGUUCAAUACGUUUAGUAAAAGUAUUGUGAGUUAGUGACGAUUGUUCAAACACACGAGUAAUCAUUUAGCGGUCCAAAAAUGAGCGGAUACGCACGACCUCCUCCAAGGAUAGAUGGGAUGAUCUCAUUGAAGGUCGAUAACUUGACUUACCGUACCACGCCUGAUGAUUUGCGACGGGUUUUUGAGCGUUGUGGCGAAGUCGGCGAUAUUUACAUUCCCCGCGACAGGCACACGCGCGAAAGCCGUGGAUUUGCAUUUGUUCGCUUCUAUGACAAACGUGAUGCCGAAGACGCACUAGACGCCAUGGAUGGCCGCAUGCUGGACGGCAGGGAGCUCCGCGUACAAAUGGCUCGCUAUGGACGGCCAACUUCUCCCCAACGCCGCGGAGGUAACCGACAUAAUGGACGCGAAAGAGGACGCUCACGCGAACGCUACCGUCGCCGUUCGCGGUCCCGCAGCCCCGAGCAUCGCCGCCGGUCGUAUUCCCGCUCGAAGUCACGAACACCACGAUCGCGCUCCGGUAGUAAAUCGUCCCGCGGUAAGGAUUCUCGUUCCCGCAGUCCCGCCGAGCGCGGACACUAUUGAAGCGUUUAAGCGCACAUUCAUUUUUCAGCUCGCCCUUGAUGCAGAGAAGACUAUAUUGACGACGAAAGGCUUCCGCUGAAAAUAAGUGUGCAGUUUUAUAUUUGCAGAUUUUUCCCUACCCAUACACCCGACGGCAUACCCGAAUGAGACGCUUACACAAAAGCCAGCAACAAACAACAAUCAGCAGUACUUGUGAGAUCGCUAAUGGCGCGGGAUUCGUUUUGUCCGCAACCACUUUCCAUUGUGCGCUUCGAAAAACGAGUGGCCCACAAAUUUUGAUCAGAUACUAAAUAUUAGCGAGAGCAGUGAGGUGGAAGGAUACAAAGUUUAUGAAAUGGAAGGCGAAUGUAAAUGAUGUCAAGCUCUAAUAGCUCCUGUAGAACCGAAGUUUUUUUUACUUGCGUUAGUUUUCUUUCGAAUAAGGAAUUGUAGGAACGUGAGAGGGAUCGUAAGGAUAACAUAAUUCCAUCUACACGUGGAAACAAAGGUACACACACGCACGACAGUCCCUUAUCGGCGGUAUGACCAGUUGGGAAACUGUCAUCAAAAGCGGCUUGUAAAAUUUUAAAAUUACUAAACGCGAACAGAUGAGAUACAUUAUAAUAUUUAGGCAAACCUCAAGCAGCAGCAGAUUAAUUUACUACUACAAUGCAUUUCAAACAAUAAUUCUUCCUCCUCCUUAUGCGGCCAUGCUAAUGAUUCCUUUUGACACGUUAAGAAUUCCUCACGUCUGACACUGACCCAAAUGGAUCGCUUCUCUGCUACAAUCAACCAAGCGCGCUCGCGAAUACCGCGCCAUCGACCACUAUUUUACUUGGCAACACACAAUAUUAUCAGAAAUGUUCCAGCACUACUUCGGGCGUAUUCUAUCUUCAUCUGAAAUCAUCGUGGGAAGGAAAAGCGAGAGCAAUCAAUAACAGGUGAGUGUUAGGAAUCACGCCGCGUGGCCCCAAAAGGAAAAAAAGGAAGAUAGUUCUUACAACAUCUAGGUUAAUUGAAUUUAUUUCCACUAGGAAAUGUUAAAGGAGCUGACAUACAUAAUUUGUAGUAAACAUAGUAAAGUACAUAAGAAGUUUAUGAAAUAAUUGAGCAUUUUUAAGGAUGCUUGAGUAACAUAUUUUGUGGAUUUUAGGGUACAUUUCUUUACUGAGUGUAAGUUCUUUAUCAUUUUCAAGCCAUCCAAAGCAUUGAUUGAAAUGUGAAUUCGCUUUUUUAUGUGUCUUCAGCCACAUAUUCCUUUUCUCACAUGAGUUGAAAAUGCUUGCACGUCCUUUUUGUUUCUAAAAUGAGUUCACUAAGAACGUUUGAAAUGUGCUGUAUAAUCCGUAAAAAGUUUUACGUAUGACAAAAUGCGCUGCGUUAGUUUCGAUAAUUAUGUUCAAUCGGGCAUUAAAAAAAUGCUGCAUGGACUUUGGAUGUAAUAUUAGAUUUUGUUUCCGAUAAUAGGAUUCUUAAACUAUAAUUUUGAUAUAAAACAACGACAUGGUUUUGACUUUA